AGUGGCAAAUGCAAUUGAAGACUUUAGGUGUGGCUGCUACGCCGUCCCUUGUGUGUACAACAGAACAAGGCCCCAUUGGCAGCAUCGUUAUCAAUGGCCAAAACAAGCUGAAGACACGCAACGACGUGUCUUAUCCACUCUUCUGUGCGUGUGCAUUUUACAACCAAACAUACUACUUUUUCUACACUCGAGCGUGAGUGAAUCAACGACCACUUGGAGAGCUAACGAAAUCGGGACGCGCACGGAUUUAUUGAUCAAUCAGCCAUACUACAUCCUAACCUCCAUGGGCGGGACAUUAGUCAUGGGCGUAUAAUUCUUGGGCGGCGGUUUUCCGAGUAAAGGAAAUUAAUUCCGGAGCAAUGUGGACGUUGUUUCGUUGUUGAUGUGAACCAAUUAGUGACGACUGCGGAAUUCUAAAUUUAGCAAAAUGACUGUACUCAUUUUUCAAAAAUUCUUGGUUGUGACCCUCACAGCCUACUGCCUGCUGGUCGAGGUAGUAGCAUGGGACUAUGACUACUGCAAUUAUCCCCUGCUUGAAAGAGCAGUAUUAAAAGCCACCUCAUCUUUGCCUGAAAGAGGAGCAAGUAAUGCAAAACCACUUUAUGGACCAAACGCAUGGACUGCUAGUAGUUCAGAUUUUGGUCAGUAUCUUAUAAUUGACUUGGGUGAGACAAAAAAUAUCACUGCCAUAGCUACCCAAGGUAGAGCUCAUUACAAUGAGUAUGUAAUGGAGUAUGGUAUUAGCUAUGGUACUAAUGGUCUAGAUUACGCAGAUUUCAAGGAGACUGAUGGUAACAUCAAGAUGUUUAAAGGUAACAGGGAUGGAGACACAGUAAGACUGAACAAGUUUGAUGUGCCUAUCAUUGCCCAAUGGGUAAGGAUAAAUCCUACUCGCUGGCGCGAUAGGAUCUCCCUCAGAUUAGAGCUCUAUGGCUGUGAUUAUACACCCAAUGUUAUUGCAUUCAAUGGCUCUGCUAUGCUCCGAUGGGACAUGUUGCGCGAGUCACUCGAGACGGACAGACAUUCAAUGAGAUUCCGUUUCAAGACCAACAACGCCGACGGUGUAAUUAUGUAUUCCAGAGGUUCUCAAGGCGAUUUCUUUGCUCUCCAGCUGCGAGAGAACAGAAUGUUGCUCAACAUCAAUCUUGGCUCAGGUAUAAUGACGAGUUUAUCGGUUGGUAGUCUGCUUGACGACAAUAUGUGGCAUGACGUUGUGUUCUCCAGAAAUCGCAAAGAUAUCGCUUUCUCGGUCGAUAGAGUGCUUAUCAACGGUCGUGUCAAGGGUGAAUUCUAUCGACUCGAUUUGAAUCGAGCGUUCUAUGUUGGCGGUGUACCCAACAAGCAAGAAGGCUUGGUAGUUACACAGAAUUUCACCGGUUGCAUCGACAAUCUGUUCUUCAACCAAACUAAUCUAAUCGUCGAGCACAAAGAUUUGCUCUAUCAAAAUAUGUACUCAAAGUACGAAUUCCUUGGCACCACAAGUCACUGCCCAGAGCCACCGAUUCAUCCAGUUACAUUCCUCACUUCGUCGUCUUAUGCCAAGCUCAAAGGUUACGAGGGUAUGGUAUCAAUGAACAUCUCGUUGUCGUUCAGGACUUACGAAGAGAACGGCAUUAUCGUCUAUCACGAUUUCACCUCGCCAGGUUACGUAAAGAUGUUCCUCGAGGAAGGUAAGCUGAAAGUCGAGAUCAAAACUCGCACCAGUCCCAAGGCUAUCCUCGACAAUUUCGACGUAACUUUCAACGACGGUCGCUGGCAUCAAGUUGUUCUCACGAUCAGUAAGAACAGCCUCGUUCUCAACGUCGAUGGUCGCCCUAUGAAGACUACCCGUCAAAUGGAAAUCAGUACCGGAUACCUUAAUUACAUUGGAGGUAUGCCUGGUAAUCACCGUGGUUUCAUCGGAUGCAUGAGAGUCAUUCAGAUAGAUGGCAAUUAUAAACUACCCGUUGAUUGGAAGGAAGACGAGUACUGCUGCAAGAACGAGAUCGUCUUUGACGCCUGUCAGAUGGUCGAUCGCUGCAAUCCCAAUCCUUGCAAACAUUCUGGUACCUGCAUGCAGACGAGCGAUGACUUUUUCUGCGACUGUACUCACACUGGGUACGCCGGUGCAGUUUGUCACACUUCUUUGAAUCCACUUAGCUGCGAAGACUACCGCAAGUCGCCCAACUCUGUCAAUCAAAAAGCUGAGGUGAAGAUCGACGUAGACGGCAGUGGACCAUUACGACCAUUCCCAGUAACUUGCGAGUUCUUCGCCGAUGGCCGGGUACAGACGAUCCUUCGUCACAGCAACGAGCACUCGACUCCAGUAGACGGUUUCGAGGAACCUGGUAGUUUCAUUCAAGACAUUCGCUACGACGCCGAUUUCGAUCAAAUCGAAGCGUUCAUCAAUCGUUCGCACGUAUGUCGUCAACGUAUUAGCUACUCGUGCAAACAUUCCAAGUUAUUCAACACUCCCGUCGGGCAAGCGGAGGCUUUCCGUCCAAAUUCUUGGUGGGUAAGUCGUCAUAAUCAAAAGAUGGACUACUGGGGUGGUGCUCUGCCAGGCUCGCGAAAGUGCGAGUGUGGUAUUAUCGGCAGCUGCAUAAUGCAGGACAAAUGGUGCAACUGUGAUGCCGACAUGGAAGGUUGGUUCGAGGACUCCGGCGACAUCACCGAGAAGGAACAUUUACCCGUUAAACAGCUACGAUUUGGUGAUACUGGUACUGCUCUCGAUGACAAGGAAGGAAUGUACACUCUUGGAUCGUUGAUCUGCGAAGGCGACGACUUUUCUACGAACGUGGUGACGUUUAGGGUUGCCGAUGCCACGGUUGAAUUGCCGACUUUCGAUAUGGGUCACAGUGGUGAUAUUUACUUUGAAUUUAAAACUACUCAGGACGAUGCAGUGAUGGUCCAUAGCAAAGGACCCAACGACUACAUCAAGAUCUCUAUCAAUGGCGGUAAUCAGAUUCACUUCCAAUAUCAAGCUGGAGGUAGCCCUCUCGCCGUCAGUGUGCAGACGUCCAGUAGGCUUGCGGAUAACAAUUGGCAUAGUGUGUCCGUAGAGAGGAAUCGUAAGGAAGCGAGGAUCGUCAUCGAUGGUGCCUUCAAGAACGAAGUGGCCGAACCACCAGGUCCCGUGCGUGGACUUUUUCUCACGAGCGACUUGGUUGUUGGUGCGACGACUGAUUAUCGAGACGGUUACGUCGGCUGUAUUCGUUCGCUGCUACUCAACGGUAAAUUACAAGAUUUGAGGGGCUAUGCCAGACAUGGUUUGUAUGGAGUCAGUGAGGACUGCGUUGGUAGAUGUGAAAGCAAUCCGUGUCUGAACAACGGCACAUGCCACGAGAAAUACGACGGCUACAGGUGCGACUGCAGGUGGACGGCAUUCAAGGGGCCAAUUUGCGCCGACGAGAUCGGCGUGAAUUUGCGACAAAACUCGAUGAUUAGGUAUGACUUUGUGGGCACUUGGCGUUCGACCAUCGCUGAGAAGAUUCGUGUUGGUUUCACCACUACCAGUCCGAAAGGUUUCCUUCUUGGUUUCUCGUCCAACAUCACUGGAGAGUAUAUGACCAUCUUGGUAUCCAACAGCGGUCACUUGCGCGUUGUCUUCGACUUUGGCUUUGAGCGACAGGAAAUCAUCUAUCCGGACAAACGUUUCGAUUUGGGGCAGUAUCACGAUGUCAGGAUCAGUAGAAAGAACUCUGGUGGAAUUCUGGUUAUUCAAGUUGAUAACAACGAGGCGAAAGAAUUCCAAUUCAGCAUCAAGGCUUCGGCUGACGCACAGUUUAAUAACGUUCAAUACAUGUAUAUCGGCAAGAACGAAUCGAUGCAUGAAGGUUUCACUGGUUGCGUCUCUCGUGUCGAGUUUGAUGAUAUCUAUCCACUGAAACUGCUGUUCCAAGAGAACGGUCCAGGUAACGUGCAUUCUCUCGGUGGCCAUCUGUCCGAAGACUUUUGUGGAGUAGAACCAAUUACGCAUCCGCCUAAUAUCAUGGAAACACGUCCACCGCCAGAAAUCGACGAGGACAAAGUACGAGCGGCUUACAACGAAGUUGACUCGGCUAUUCUUGGCAGUGUUCUCAUGAUUCUUCUUAUCGCUCUCAUCAUCAUGGGUGUACUGAUCUACAGGUACAUGUCGCGGCACAAGGGCGAGUAUCUUACGCAGGAGGAUAAAGGCGCUGAAAUUGCUCUCGACCCUGAUUCAGCGGUCGUCAAUUCCGCUACUGGACACCAAGUGCAAAAGCGAAAGGAGUGGUUCAUCUAAGCUGCUCGCAUUUUUUAUUUUUUAUAGAUUAACUAUUAAAGGAUAGUAAGCGAAGUAUUAACAUUAGAUCUGAUAAGAAUCUCAUUGUAAAAAAAGCGAUGUUUUUGUAUACCUACGUACUAACUCCCCAGCCCCUUCGAUAAGCAACUACUAUACGCAUGAAUAGUUGUUGGUGUCGCAAACGAUCAACGAGCAAUUUAAUUUUUCGUUGUUCGUUCAUUGACCUCGACCACGACAAUGCGCAGCGAUUGUCAGUUUUUGUAAUUGAGAGUGAGUAUUUUACUACGAUAAAUCGUGUAAAUUAUAGACUAUAUAUUAUUACGACUAUAUAUUAUUACGACUAUAUAUUAUUACGACUAUAUAUUAUUACGACUAUAUAUUAUGUGAAAAAAUUGUUUCGUCCAUUUUUUUUUAAUAAUUAUGCAUCACACGUACCUGGCAGGCUGUUCUAUUGCAAUCUCUUCCCCUGCUUAUGUUUAGUUUGUCUCUCAUGA
Phymastichus coffea is the source of this 4737-nucleotide messenger RNA. RefSeq names its product neurexin-4 (gene Nrx-IV). NCBI's taxonomy places the organism in Eukaryota, Metazoa, Arthropoda, Insecta, Hymenoptera, Eulophidae. The record is from RefSeq and is a predicted model, not a curated record. The transcript has 2 exons. Bases 428 to 4243 code for a protein of 1271 amino acids.